This is a messenger RNA of Solea senegalensis (Senegalese sole), 2114 nucleotides long. RefSeq names its product solute carrier family 22 member 16 (gene slc22a16). The record is from RefSeq and is a predicted model, not a curated record. Lineage: Eukaryota; Metazoa; Chordata; Actinopteri; Pleuronectiformes; Soleidae. The transcript has 8 exons. Gene Ontology annotation, cellular component: membrane. Gene Ontology annotation, biological process: transmembrane transport. The coding region runs from base 231 to 1931 and encodes 566 amino acids.
AGUAUUUGCGCUUCGUUACAUUACAACACUGGUAAACAUCAUAGGUGUUAUUUAGUGCUAUUGGUUGAAGGUGCCUCCCGCCGUCAGGCUGCUGCUCCGUGAAGCCACACUUUAUUUUCCCUCAGCACUUACCCGAGUUACACUGGCAGCUGGAGAGAGAGAGACAGAGAGACACUCACACACACACACUCAGGCACCAGGAGCUCAGCUGCACUUAACCCGGACUGAAAAUGACCGUUGAGAGAGUAUUCGACGAACUCGGGCAUUUUAAAAGAUUUCAGGCAUGCCUGUAUUUUGCUGCAGUCUUCCAGUCCAUAGCCUGUGGCAUCCAUUACCUGGCUUCUGUUUUCCUGGUAGACACUCCAAACUUUGUGUGCAGUGUGCCUGGCAACAUCACUGAUGUACUGUACGGUAACCUGACUGGAUCUAGUCUGGAAGACCUCCUGCCAGUCUUCAAAUCGGGGUCCGGGCCAAUGGUGGUGAGGACGGCUGAAGGAGAGCAGUGGGAGCUCAGCCGCUGCCGCUGCGCCCUGCGCAUCAACUCGACUGACUUCACAUACUUCUUUGACGGCAACAAGACAGUGAAGGCCUGCGAUGGAAACUUUGUUUAUGACCACUCUGAAAUUCAACAGAGCAUUGUGACAGACUGGGACUUGGUGUGUGAGAAAGAGUGGCUGGCCAAGCUGUGUCAGCCCACGUUCAUGCUGGGGGUGUUGAUCGGAGCGCUGCUGUUUGGGGACAUUGCUGACAGAAUUGGUCGUGUGAAGAUUCUGAUGUUCACCAGCCUCUGUCAGUUUGGGAUCGGGGUCGCUGUAGCGUUCUCUGGAAACUACUAUUUUUUUGUGGUGCUCCGCUUCCUGCUCGCCAUGGUGUCCAGUGGUUACCUUGUGGUGGUGUUUGUUUAUGUUACCGAAUUCACUGGCAUCAAGGUGCGCACAUGGACCUCAAUGCACGUGCACGCAGCCUUUGCAGUCGGGAUCAUGGUGGUGGCUCUGACUGGUUACCUGGUGCGAGUCUGGUGGAUCUACCAGAUCAUCCUCUCCAUCUGUACCUCACCCUUCCUGCUCUGCUGCUGGAAGUUCCCCGAGACGCCCUUUUAUCUGAUGGCCAAGGGACGUUACAAGGAAACUCAGAACCUGCUGGAUGCGAUAGCCCGCUUCAACGGCCUUGAGUGCAGGUUGAAGGCAGAGGAGCUCCUGCGGCCAGAGGAGCAAGAGAAUGGCAGAGCUUUGCUGGAGCAGGAGUCAGAGCAGCAGCAAGUGCAGAAAGAACAGAAGCUGUCCAUCCUGGAUCUGUUUGGAAGCUGGAGGAUGGCGAGUCGUACUUGCACGGUGUGGGCCAUCUGGUUCAUUGGCAGCUUGGGCUACUAUGUUUUCUCUUUGGGUUCCGUCAACCUUGGAGGAAACCAAUACGUUAACCUCUUUCUUGCUGGUGCUGUGGAGCUUCCCUCAUAUCUGGUUGGCUGUUUUGCAAUGGACCGGAUUGGACGGAAGAAGACCUGUGCUCCGUCUCUGCUCUUGGCCGGAGUUGCUUGUAUUCUCAUCAUCGUGGUGCCCGCUGACAUCUACAUACUGGCCAUCAUUCUUAGCAUGACGGGAAAGUUUGCCAUCGCCAUUGCCUUUGGUCUCAUCUAUUUGUACACCUGUGAGCUUUAUCCGACAAUUAUCAGGUCUUUGGCAGUGGGAAGUGGCAGUAUGAUGUGCCGCGUUGGCAGUGUGGUCGCCCCCUUCUGUGUGUACCUGUCAGAUGUGUGGAUCCACCUACCUCAGCUCAUCGUGGGAAUCCUGGCAUUUAUAAUUGGAGUGCUGACUCUGUUCUUGCCUGAGACCCUGGGCAUACCUUUGACAACUACCUUGGAGGAGGCUGAAGCUCUGGGACGUCAAAAUAAGAAGGACGGUCUGGAAAUGAAACCGCAGGAAUCCAAAGCCUGAGCUGUGCACUGACGGACAGAGAGAGACGAAGAGGCACUUCCUCAGAAAACACCUUUGAUUUACUGGAUUGUUGGGAGACAAAUGGAAAAAAAAAAGAGGGAGCUUUCAUCAGAAUACAAAUAUCAGUAAUGCAAACACAGUGCACAAUAACAUUCUGUAUAAGGUAUAUAACUUAUGUGGAAA